AUGAGCAUGAGAGAUGUUGCUGCAAAGUUUCAUGUCAACUCCUUUAGCUCGAUUUCCGAAUGGGUGAAUAAGCUUGAUGAGUUGAAGAAAUCAGUAAAAUCUGAUAAAAAAUUAAAAUUAGAAAGCUUCACUCAAUUUCCAGAGCUAGAGAAAGAACUAGUUCAUUGGUUUACUGCAAUCCGUGAGCAAGGUAUUCAGGUUCUCAGAUCAACGAUUGAGGAGAAAGCAAAAAGUUUGGCGGCAGAAAUGGGAUUGGGCGCGAUUCGGCUGUGGAGAUAA
This is a messenger RNA of Blepharisma stoltei, 279 nucleotides long. NCBI's taxonomy places the organism in Eukaryota, Ciliophora, Heterotrichea, Heterotrichida, Blepharismidae. The record is from the annotation of a GenBank genome assembly.